This is a messenger RNA of Oncorhynchus mykiss (rainbow trout), 12379 nucleotides long. Lineage: Eukaryota; Metazoa; Chordata; Actinopteri; Salmoniformes; Salmonidae. The record is from RefSeq and is a predicted model, not a curated record.
UUCAUUUCUCAAACUCCGCCAUGUUUUGAGAUUUUGCGGAGAGGUGUGUUGGUUGGGUUACGGAGAGGGUAGCAACAUUUUACAUACGCUUUUCUUCUGGAAAAUGCACACCUCUCAACUAAUUUUAUCUAUUUAUAUACAUUUUUAUCGUCCAUAAGACUGUUAGGUCGCAGUAACGUUACAUCAAAUGACAACGGUCCCACAGCUCACUUGUGGUUAGCUAUCGUUUGAAGAAGAUUAGAAGGGGCUUGCUCCCUACAAAUUCUUUCGUCUCCUGCUUUCGGAAUGUUUUCCAAAAAGCCUCAUGGGGACGUCAAAAAAUCUACACUGAAAGUGUUGGAUCCAAAAAAAGAUGUCCUGACACGUCUGAAACACUUGCGGAUUGUUAGUGAAAAUGCUGAGUCGGGGGAUCUGAAGCACUUCUUUGACCAGUACUACUCUCACAUCUACUAUGUGUUCUUUGAGAACUUUGUCACCAUUGAAGUCAGUCUCAAACAAAAAGGUCACAAAUCGCAAAGGGAAGAACUUGACUCCAUUCUAUUCAUAUUUGAGAAGAUUCUGCAACUCCUACCAGAGCGAAUACACGGACGAUGGCAGUUCCACAGCAUAGGCCUCAUCCUAAAGAAGCUGUUGCACACUGGGAACUCUUUAAAGAUCCGAAGGGAGGGUGUGCGUCUGUUCCUGUUAUGGAUGCAGGCCCUGCAGGGUAACGCACUGAGAGAGCAGCUAUGGAUAUUUGCCUGUCUGAUCCCAGGCUUCCCAUCCCCUCAGUCAGAGCUGGGACCCCGUACCCUGGACAACCUGGUGAACCCUCCUCUCAGCCUUCAGGAGACUCAAGUGACUCCAGAAGAGAUCAGUCCCCUGGUUCCUCCACAGUCAGGGGAUAAGGGCCAGGAAGACCUCACAGGAUACUUUCUGGAGGCUCUUCUGAAAUACAUGGUAAACCAGGCCAAAAGUCUGGAGUGGAAGUGCAAAGAUAACCACGAGAAGGGCUUCGCAUUCCUGUUUGGAAACUUCAAGAAAUAUUACCUGCCGCACAUAUUCCCUAACUUUUCCAAGGAGACCAGUUUGUACCAUCCCAUACUGGAGGUUCCAUCAAUGAGACCAAAGCCUUACUACAGUGUGGUGAAGAAAGACCCAGAGACCAACGAGGCAGUGUACUGUACCAAGGAGAGCCUCCUCAACGCCCGGGUCAUCUUCAUCCGCUGGCUGGUGUCCUUCUGGCUGGAGCCACGCUCCAACACUGGAACACACAUCCCCGGGGUGGACGGAGAGAGGGAGAGCGUGCCAAAGAACAUCCAGAGGGCAGCAGCUGGGCUGGCAGGGCGGGGACAUGGGCUAGGGGAUGACUUGGGCCCCAGGGCAGACAGCCUGGAUGGAGGGAUAGGUUGUGAGAAGGAGCAGUCCCACUCCAACACCUCCACCCUGACAGAGAGGGAGCCCAGCUCCUCCAGCCUGUGUAGUAUGGACGAGGAGCACCUCACUGACAUGGAGGUUGUGAGAAGAGUCCUCUGUUCCUCCAGGACCAAUGUCAACUUCAUCACUGAGAUUUUCCGACAGGCCUUCCUGUUGCCAAUGUGUGAGGCUGCAGCCAUGAGGAAGGUGGUGCGUGUGUACCAGGAGUGGUUUGCCCAGGAGGACAAACCUUUGUUUAUGAGGGAGCCGGAGGAGGAGAGGAUAUUUUCCACCGCCGGAGAGGUUAACCUGGAGCCUGUAACCCAGCAGGGCCCAGAGAAGGAAGAGAGGGUGAAUAAAGUGUCUGAGAAAGAGCUGCUGGAGUACAGUGUGCAUGCAGGUGUUCAGCCCACUCUUCAGGUGUUUGUCACCAACUCGGCCAAUGUGUUUCUGCUGGAACCAGCCAACGAGCUGAAGAUGCUGCUAGAGGAACAUGUUGACAUGUGCAAGAGAGUCCUUAACAUCUACCGCAGCCUGGUCAUGCAUGAAACCAUGGACCAGAAGACAUGGGAGCAGAUACUGCUGGUCCUGCUGAGGGUAACCGAAUGUGUGAUGAAGAGACCUCCCUCAAUCAUGCCCCACGGCAAGAAGAACAUGACCCUCUCAGGGAGACUGGCCGGGGCAGUCUUUCAGACCCUGAUAGUGGCGUGGAUCAAGGGGAACCUGAACGUGUACAUCUCCAGGGAGCUGUGGGACGACCUGCUGGCCGUGCUGUCCUCGCUCACCUGCUGGGAGGAGCUGGUCACAGAGUGGUCCCUCACCAUGGAGACACUCACCAAGGUUCUGGCCCGCAACCUGUACAGUCUGGACCUCAACGAGCUGCCGCUGGACAAGCUGAGCGAACAGAAACAGAAGAAACACAAAGGGAAAGGGGGAGCUCACGAGGGCCAGAAAAUGGCUGUGGACCGUUCGUUCUCUAAGGGCUGGAGCAGGGACCAGCCUGGGAGUGGGAGCGGCCAGGCAGCAGCCAUGAGGCAGCGCAGUGCCACCACCGCUGGCUCUCCGGGCAUGGAGAAGGCCAGGAACACCAUACGCCAGAAGACUGGGGCCCUGCGUAGCUGCUCUACGGGCGACAGCCUCCUGUCCCAAGCCUUUAUCCGCAGCGCUAAAAGUGCCCCUGUCCUCGUCCAUCACCACCACCCUCUCCUGCCUGACUCUGUCCUCACUCCCCUAGCUGACAAGCUGGCAGACAUGGACGAUCCCCCGAUGGCCUCUCGGACCCCCAGGAUCCGCCACUGCUCCCAGAGCGAGGAUACCCCGGCCUCAGAGUUGUUUUCGGCGUCUGGCGACCUGGACCCCCAGGGGUCCACGCUCCCCCGCAGCAGCAGCGCCUCCGACAUCAUGGAGCCCUUCAUCGCCGAGAGGGUCAAAGGUGCACUUCCUGUCCCUGACAGCCCCCCCUCUCACCCCACCACUGCUGUCUCUGUCCCCCACCACCACGCCCUGCACCCCCCCAAACCCCCCACUACCCUAGGUAGCAGCGUGGCCUCUCUGGAGGUGGGGGAUAGCAUCUAUGACCACCUGUGGCAGAUGAUAGGCCCCCGCCCCCUUGCCCCUGACUGGACGUGUGGUGGAACCUCCUUCUCCUCCACCCUCACCCAGUCCUCCGAGAGAGAGGAGGGCGGGGGGACUGAGGGUGAGGAGGACCUGCUUAGCUCUCUCAGGGAGUAUCUGAUGCAAAGAAGCCUGGAGGAGGGAGGUGGAGGGGGGGAGAGGGGUGGUCCUAGUGAGGCUGUGGAAGGUAGCACUGUGGCUGUGACGGUACAGUCAGGGUCACAGCAGGUCAGGAGACAGGUCCAGGUAAGGCAGCAGAGCAGCUUGGACUCAGCAGAGGAGGACAGUGCAGAGGCAGAGCCGCAGCCUCCUGAGAGGAGCAUUUAUGAGUGUCUGGAGCAGAGUGAUGACUGGGAGCUGGCCAGCAGGGGGUGCUCUAGUCUAGACCAGCAGGUAACUCCUCAGGGCACAGAGAAUAGGGGGGAGCCCCACUUGGUCAGGCAGAAUGCCACAGAGUGUGAGUAUAAUAACGAGACAGGAGGUUCAGGCCUACAAGCCCCUCAGCCCCUGCAGCAGUCCCAUUCUCUCCACCAUGCCCUCAAGCCCAGGUUGGUCCGGGGCAGGCUCAAAAAGCACCACGGGGGAGGGGUGCACGUCAGUUUCCGGCCCUCCACAGAGUCUGUCCAGUUCCACAACCCUCUAGACUCCAAGGAGGCCCACUGGAGGACCAGGCUGCGCCGCCUCAGCCACUUCAGCAGCCACUCUGUAGGAGUGGGGGGGUCUGGAGGGGCAGGAGUGGGUGGGUCAAAGGGUAAAGAGAGGUCAGGAGGGGAGGGGGUGAGCGGAAACGGGGAGCAGCCUGAUGGGGAGGCCAGUGGAGUGGGGGGUCAUGCGACAGGGCAAGGGCGUGUCCGUCUUGGGCGCUCUGCCCUUCGGCCCCGUGGGACCCGGUCCAGAUCCCAGGAUGCGGAAUCGGGGAUCAGUCCCUCUCGACAGCAGCAGGGGGCUCUGUUGGGCGGUGUGUAUAAAUCUGUGGUCCAUGCUCUCUCCAAGCCCAAGGCCCACGCCUCCGGCUCAGCGUCUCCCCAGCGGCACAGCAAAGCCCCCGGCGGGGCCACAGAGGCGCCCCUGAGGGACCUGUACACUCAUGUAUUGGGCUAUUUUGGAAGAAAAGCACCAGCCAACAAAGAGGAAACUUGUCAGAAGAUGCGGCCUGUGUCCAGUGACGCAGGCAACAGCAGCCAAAACUUUGGCGACCUGAUGGACGAGUUUAUCCAAGAGCGUCUGCGAGCGGGAGGCACCUCUGGUAUGACCAGGCGUGGCAGCAGCCCCGGUAGUCUGGAGAUCCCUAAGGACCUGCCAGAACUCCUGAACCGUCAAAACUCCACACGACCCGUGGACGACCCCGGCGUGCCCUCCGAGUGGACCUCCCCCGCCAGUGGCAGCAGCAGCGACUUAAUCAGCUCCGACAGCCAAUCGGACUCAUUUAGCGCCUUCCAGUAUGCCAACUGCAAGUUUGAAAAUUUCAGCUUUGGUCCAGAUGGCGUUGGUGCGGGGUCGUUGGACCAGGAUAACACUAGCCUGGCAGGAGUACCCCAGACUGCAGAGGAACAGGAGCUGUCCAGCCUCACCACCCUGCACAUUGACUCAGAGACCAGUAGUCUGAGCCAGCUUGGCCUGUCUGCAGAUACCGUCACCAUCACAGGUUCAGAGAGUGCGUCCCCGAUGCAUUCCCUGGGGGGUUCCCGCUCUCAGACCCCGUCCCCAGCCACGCUGACCUCUGAACAUGUAGCUCUGCAGCACAAGGACCUGCAGCUGGAUGAGAAACUACAUCGCUCUGUAGUACAGACUCCAGAUGACCUGGAAACCAGUGAGUUCCCUACAGAGGACUCCAGUGUGAUGGCUGGUGGCUCGCUGACCGGUUGGCACGCUGAUGUUGCCACGGUGAUGUGGCGGAGAAUGCUAGGCAUUCUGGGAGAUGUGAACACCAUUAAGGACCCAGAGAUCCACGCGCAGGUCUUUGACUACCUCUGUGAGCUGUGGCAGAACCUGGCCAAGAUCAGAGAUAAUCUGGGGAUCUCUCUGGACAACCAGUCGUCUCCUCCUCCCCCGGUCCUCAUCCCUCCCCUUCGGAUCCUCACCCCCUGGCUCUUCAAAGCGACCAUGCUGACUGAGAGGUACAAACAGGGAAAGCUGCACGCCUACAAGCUCAUCUGUAAGAUCAUGAAGAGGAGGCAGGACGUAUCGCCCAACUCUGACUUCCUCACACACUUCUACAACAUCAUGCACUGUGGCCUCAUGCAUGUCGACCAGGACAUAGUGAAUACCAUCAUUAAGCACUGUUCUCCUCGGUUCUUCUGCGUCGGCCUUCCUGGGGCCACCAUGCUCAUCCUGGACUUUAUCAUCGCAGCCAGCAGAGUCACAGCCUGCUCUUCGCUCAACGCCCCGCGGGUGGAGGCUCAGAUCCUGCUGGGUUCUCUGGUGUGUUUCCCUAACCUGUAUGAGGAGCUGCCCGCCCUGCACCCCACCACCGCUGACGUGGUCAUGACCAAGUUCAGAGACGUCAAGGAACACAUCAUCAAACACAUCCUGAGUUCAGCAAGAGAUGAGCCUUCAGCCCCAGCCAGGUGUGUGGCCCUGUGCAGUCUGGGUAUCUGGCUGUGUGAGGAAUUGGUCCACGGCACCCAACACACUCAGAUCAAAGAAGCCCUCAACGUCAUCUGUGUCACUCUGAAGUUUCCAAAUAAAACUGUUGCGCUGGUGGCCUCCGACAUUCUGCACUUGCUCAUAAACUAUGUCGAUGACCUUCAGAAAUUCCCCCCAGACACUCCAAAGAAAAUAGUUGAGAUCCUCAUAGCGACCGUCACUCACCUGCUCCCCACCACAGAAUCUUCACCUCAUGAACCAGACAAGAGGUUGGUGGUGUCUCUGCUGUUGUGCCUCCUGGAUUGGGUGAUGGCCCUGCCUCCUAAGACUCUGCUGCAGCCAGUCCAAACACUCAGCCCUCACAAGGACAAGCCAGACAAGUCUGUCCUCAGCUGUAUCUAUAAGGUGCUGCAUGGCUGUGUGUAUGGGGCCCAGAACUUCAACAGCCCCAGGUAUUUCCCCAUGAACCUGUCAGACCUGACCAGUCCUGACUACGACCCCUUCCUGCUGCUGGAGAGUCUGAAGGAACCAGAGCCCCUCCACUCCCCUGACUCAGAACGCUCCUCCAAACUACAGCCGGUCACCGAGGUGCGGAGCCGUAUCCAGCAUGGUCUGAUCUCCAUCGCAGCCAGGACAGUCAUCACCCACCUCGUCAACCACCUUGGCCACUACCCCAUGUCUGGAGGCCCUGCCACCUUGACCAGCCAUGUCUGUGAGAACAUGGACAACCCCUACAGCGAGAGCCCUGACCUCGCCCCAGAGCUCUUCGAUGGGCCCAACCUACAGUUCUUUGUCCUGAAUGGUACCACCCUCCUGUCCUGUCUCCAGAUCCGGGCUGAGGACGGUGUGCCCGGAGGUGGGAUGUCUGCAGGCCUCACCACGACCAGCGCCUGUGUGAGGGUUAUUGUUAGGGAUAUCUCCGGCAAACACUCGUGGGACUCGGCUGUACUGUACGGCCCGCCUCACUGUGGUGCUCCUAACCAGCCCCUGCACCUCUACAGUAAAAGACCUACAGAGAGAACAAAUACAGAUGGGGAGAAGAACCGAGCAGGGGAGCUUGGAGAGAGGGAAGAGGGGGCUGCACUGGAGGAGGAGGAGGAAGAAGAAGAGGUGGUUGUGGUGCUGGGAGAGGAUGAACUGGGAGAGGAGGAGCAGGGGGAGGCUGUGGAGGAGGAAGAAGAGGGGGAGGAGGAAGGUGCCUUGGAGCUGAUGGCCCCGCAGGCCAAGCGUGUGUGUCGGGAGGUGGUUCCGUCGUGGGACUCCCUACUAGAAGAUGACGUUCUAGAUGAGAUGCUGCAGUACCUGGGCUACUCCAGCCCCGAGUGUCUGCAGCGUGCCGGUGCCCCCCUCAACAUCCCCGCCCCGCCCCCUGUCUGCGUCUCGGAGAAGCAGGAGAACGACGUGAUCAAUGCCAUCCUGAAGCAGUGUGCUGAGGAGAGGGAUUUUGCGGUGCACAGGGGGAAUGGGCUGAACAUGAGGGCUGUGGAGCAGGGGGAGCCGGAGCCCCACAGGCCCCAGUCCGCCUUUUACUACUGCAGGCUGCUACUCAACAUCCUGGGCAUGAACUCCUGGGAGAAGAGGAGCAACUUCCAUCUCCUGAAGAAGAACGAGAAACUGCUUAGAGAGCUGAAGAACCUCGACUCCAGGCAGUGUCGAGAGACUCACAAGAUAGCCGUGUUUUACGUGGCGGAGGGGCAAGAGGACAAGCACUCUAUCCUGUCUAACACCAGUGGUAGUCAGGCCUACGAGGACUUUGUCUCUGGGCUGGGCUGGGAGGUGAAUCUGACCAGUCAUUGUGGCUUCAUGGGAGGUCUUCAGAGGAACAAGAGCACGGGUCUGACCACGCCUUACUUCGCCACCUCUACCGUCGAGGUCAUGUUCCACGUCUCCACACGCAUGCCUCCCGACUCUGACGACUCACUCACCAAAAAGCUACGCCAUCUUGGGAAUGACGAGGUGCACAUCGUUUGGUCGGAGCACUCCCGAGACUACAGGAGAGGCAUCAUCCCCACGGAGUUUGGAGACGUCCUCAUCAUCAUCUACCCCAUGAAGAACCGCAUGUACAGCAUCCAUAUCCUCAAGAAGCCAGAGGUCCCAUUUUUCGGGCCGCUGUUUGAUGGAGCCAUAGUGGAUGAGAAGAUCCUUCCCACCAUGGUCCGGGCUACAGCCCUCAAUGCCAGCAGGGCUCUAAAAUCCCUCAUCCCCCUCUACCAGAACUUCUACGAGGAGAGAGCCCGUUACCUGGAGACCAUCGUCCAGCACCACCUGGAGCCAACCACCUUCGAGGACUAUGCAGCGAGGGUCUUCUGCCCCGCCCCCUACCACCACCACCUCUCAGACCCAGAUCAUAAUCUAUCACUUGUGUAUAUCUAAAGAGAGCUUGAUAUUUCUGCUCCUUCCCAAAACUCCACUAGAAAACAUUGGGCUCGGCAAGGUAAAGGGCAAAGGCUUGAAACGGAAGGUCUUUCAUGCUAGCUGUGAAUGGUACGCUGAAACAUGAACACGGCAAAGUACCUUUUUUCUUGUUCCUUCUUAACCUGUUUCCAUCUUCUUUAGUGUCCUGUGCAUUGUUCUCUGACGGUCUAGGUGUCAUAUCCCUGUGUUUUAAUAUUACCACCAUAGUUGUUUGGAUUCAUUUCAUGCACAUUGAUGCUUUGAUUCAUCACGGUUAAAAAAGAGCUAACUGUAUUCUCUGUAUAAUACAGUCACUAAAACACAAGUCAAAACAAUGAUUUUCAAAGAGAUGUAACACCUCUACCACUAUAGUAGAAAUUGAAGUGCAUGUACUGACUUUCCCCUCGCUUUCCUUAGACUAAGGCUAAUAUGAGCUGGGGACUAACCUCAGAAAGGCAGGGUGUAGACUGGAGGAGUAAGAUCCAGUAGUAUUGGGGGGGGGGGGGCCUUCAGCAUUGCUGUUUUAUUAUUGAAUGUAGUGGGUUGGCUGGGCAGGGGACUCUAAUAUCUGUGCUCUCCUUCCCUCCCUCUGUUUCUUCCCCUAUCCUUCAUCCCUCCCUCUCUCUCCUUCCAAAGGCUCAUGCCUCGAGAGUCAGGAGGGAGAAAGUCCAGCAGCACUGCAGCUAGACGGGGCCGACCAGUUAGCCUCGCCAAUGUCCCCUCGUACUAGCAAGAGCCGCAUGUCCAUGAAGCUCCGACGCUCCUCCGGCUCGGCCAAUAAGACCUGAUCGGACUUUCCCUCCGCUGAUCGUCCUCCAUGCAACGCCCUGCAUGAGGUCACAGCCUUCAGACAAACCGACUGACUCUCUGUACUGUAUAGCAAAGGACUGCACUGCAACUACCAGCCUUUACCUGCUAACAGCGCUGCAUCGCAUGUUAUGUACCCCCACUAUAUGGACAUGGACACGCCUGCCCUGCAGGGUCAGAAUCAGCAUCAACCCUACUGCACCACCCUUCCAAGAUGCAGGAUAAGGCCUUCAACAGAGCCAGACCCUCAGGGGCCAGCCCAGGGGCACCCAGGACUCAGCUUGUGGUAGCAGGGCCUCCAACAGAAUAAACAAGUCCCCUGGGCAAGGUUAGCUAACUAUGCUCACUACCACCUCAAACUUUACACAAAAUAUAAUAUACUUAGAUAUAUAAAAGAAGCAGCAUCGGUUUGGUUUUGUACAGAAAGCAUAAAGGCAACAUGAGAGAUGUGUGUUCAUUGUAAGUAGCAUUGUUGAUGGUUGAAAUCACUUGAUAUUAGACUGAGAUGAUGAACUAUAGUGUGGUCUUUCUCUGCUGUUGUAGCUGAGCAGAGUGGCUAAUAUCCUGUCCUCCCUGCUCUCUGGGCACCUGACUCUGCACCCACUAGGAAAGGGAUUGUAAGAGUUUCUAAGAAAAAACAAAGAAACACAAAGUAAGAAGCUAAUUUGUCAUAUUUGGUCACUGUGUCCACCGUGAGACAAAUUUAUAUAUAUAUUUGUAUUAUAUUCUGUAUAUACAGGAGUUGUCACUUUCUUUAUGCUUGGACUGAAGCAAUGUCAGCCAGUGUUCAAAGAUGAGAUGAACGUUUUGAAGUUGGAAAAGUUUGUUUCUAGAAUUCUGAGAUGGAAAUUGUUUGGUUAAAGUGAAGCACUUACAUUUUGGUUUUUGGUUUUCACGCUAAACGUGCGACUGAGUUUGACUUUCUGAGUUCUUUUGAGGGUCACGUGUAUUUUUUUUUUUUUUGAAUCGAGAUUGUAAAGUAGUUUUUCACCUGAUAAAGAAUGUUACUGAUGAUUUACUUUUGUUCAUAUACAAUGUGUUGUAUUGAACCAGCCCUUUUUUCACUUAUGAUGACUAUAUUAUAUAUAUGAGAAUACAUAUUUAAGGUGUAUAGUGUUGAGGACCAUAUCUGGUCUGUGUACAGAUUUGAAUAUAGCUGCCAACAAAAAAAAAACUAGAUGUCUAUUAACUUUAAGAUACGUAGACCAACGGUUGGAUGUGUGAUCAGAUCUUCUGCUUGUGUUUCAUAUAAGAGGUCUUCUGACUCGGACAUCAUCACAAAGCUUGCCUGCUGAAGUUGGCCAAUACAACACUGUACUGUAGCUUUGUCCACAGCUAGAAAAAGCUCAUUGCUGUUAAGGUUCGUGUGUCUGUCUGUGCAACAACACAAAUGAAAGAGGACCAUCUCCUAUGAUAUGGAGACAUUCCCUCCUGUAAAGUAUUGGUAUUAACACAGUAUGUACUGUAUAGGAGCUUAAACAACCAUAUACCGUUUCUUCACUGUCCAGCUCGCCAAUAAUCACCUAAAUUAAAUCUAGACAGUCAGGAAGUAUCGAAACAAUUAGCAAGACGGUUGUCUAUUUUUUGCAAAUUUGGACUUUGAGGAAAUAUAAAACAUUUUCAGUGUGGCCCUCUGGACCUCGUUGAAGACCGAAUGCCGUCCCUGGGGCAAAAUGAGUUUGACACCACUGUUAUUUAUUUGGGUUCUACUGAAACUCACGCUAGGGUCUCUGCGGGUGGGCUUCACAGCAAGCCAAUUUGUCGUGAACACUCCUCUACUGUCCCCUUCAUGUAUUGUAGCAGGUCUUCAUCGUGGUCUUCCACCCUGGCCUGCUUCUCCAACAACACCUGUACCUGGGUCGUUCUUGAGUUCCGAUGGCGUUUUGGGGGGGAAUCAUUUUUUAUAUUUUUUAUUUACAUGUAUUUGGGUACAUCUUCCUGUCUAAAUCAGCUAAUAUGGCAGCUUAAUGACUUUAAAUCAUGUUUACCAUUAUGAUAGCAUUGUGCCACCCGUAGGAGUAGUAGCACUGAUGAGACAUUUUAGGUUGAGGAUUUUCUUGUAAAGUCAUUAAAAAUAUAAAUAAUUUACUAAAGUGAUAUGAUUAAUAAUUUUGCUCACAAUGUAAUUUCCUUUCAUUUAAAUUGAGUAACACCUGUUGGAUUUAAACACCAAAUUAUCACUGAAAUCCUCAAAUGUAUGACAUACUUAAAGGGUGUGAUUAGCUAAACAUUUUCUUUAAUACAGACCCCUCCCUGAUAAGUUUGCCACUGGAGGGAAUGCUCAAGGUCGUUGUAUAUCUUUGCAAUGAGUGAUUUUCAAGGCGGUAACACCAAUGACAUAAAACUGAUGGACAGUUUAUUUUUAAAUAGCCUGUUUUUAUUGAUCUAUACCCGGGAUGGGCAACUCCAGUCCUCGGGGGCCUGAUUGGUGUCACACUUUUGCCCCCACCCCUAACUCCAUUAAUCAAAGAAUCAUGAUCUUCAGUUUAGAAUGCAAUUAGUUCAAUCAGAUGUUAGGUAUAGGGAUGGGGGAAAAAGUGUGACAGCACUCCAGCCCCCGAGGACUGGAGUUGCCUAUCCCUGAUCUAUACAAUCUAUUAAAUACUUUUGUUCACUAUCUAGUAUUCAAAAUAAUCGAUCACUAAAUCCCCAAAACAUGUCAAUACAACUCUACAUCACUACUGGAAAAAGCCCAUUAGCUUAUCCUUUGUACUUUAAACAAUGCAUAAACAUAACGUUUUGCAGUAUAAAGGACUUACAUUAUGUUUUAGUAUUGAUGAACUGUUCCCUAUAAACAAAAAAACAUGUAUGAUGUGUAACUUUUUGUCAUUUUAAAGUGUGUUUCGUGGUUGCGAAGGCAAGGGAGGCAAAUCCCACUGCAAUUCAAGAACGACCCACCCCUUUGUCACUCCAGUUGCCAACUGUGUCCAACUUUACGACACACUAACAGAGCAAACACUGCAUUUUUAUCUUUGAAUUCUGCUAUUAUUUUUUGUUAUACUUUAUCGUUAUUUGCUUUCAGCUAUAGGUUCUCUGCUAGAGAGGAAAGGGAUUGUAAAUACCUUUUUUGGACCUUUUUGGUUGUAAUAUCUUUUAAAAACUGCUGCCAUGUCUAAGGUCAAAUUCAUGUUAUUUUUGUGUUACGUUUGAAUAUAUGAGCUUGAAGUCCGUUCCGAUAGUUAUUAUUAUUAUAAGAUGACCAAGGAUGAGAAAUAAAAACUUGCCAGAGAGAGUGAGGAAAUCAUGCUGCAUCCUUACUUAAAGCUGAGGAGAUUGGAUAAGAUUGGUUUGCUCUCUCCCUACACUCAGACCGGACUGAAACGUGUACAUACUGUAAAGUUUUUUAAAAAAUGACUUGCUCAUUUAUGGAGUUAUACUGUAUGUUACUACUGACCAAAUACUGCAUGAUGCCAGUAAGCCUACUAACUGCAUGUGUUGGUAUAACAUCUACACACACGCGCACACACAAUCACACAAAAUGAAAUGGUAUUGGCAUACUUGUAUCUAUCUAUACGUUUGUAAUGGCUGUCCAGAAAGAGAGUGGGUGUGCAAUGGAAUUUGACAAUAAAAAGUAUUCUUACCA